CCGCAAUCGACCGCAAGUCACCUCAGACUAUCUUGUAUCUUUUGCAGAGCCUCUGAACAAGUGCAUACUCUACUUCUCCAGCUCCAGUACAUCCGCCGACAUUCAAAAUGCCAGCCACAAACGGCCUCGCCCCCUCGCUCACUCCCGACGAGUACGAAACCGUCAAACAACACGGCGACUGGACCGGCUUCAUACAAUCCCAUGAACUCAAGCCCUGGGACCAUGACGAUAUCAACGAGGCGCAUGAGAUUGUGAAGGGUCUCGGCCCGAUGGGAAUUGAUUAUGAUGAUCAGGAUCCAGUCUAUGAAGUCCGAUACGACGACGAGGAAGAAGCAGAAGUCGGUACCCUUGGACAGGACUAUGCAGAGGGCGAUGGAGGCGAUGAUGGAUAUGUCCCAGGCGAUAGUGGAGACUAUAUAGAUGGUGACGAUCAUGAUGACUACUACGACGGGGGUGUGGUCGACGACUAUCCUGAAGACUAUGAUCAGGGGUAUGACUAUGGUGAUGAUGAUGGAGGAGAUUCUUUUGACCAAGAUUACGAUGAGGAUUAUGAUAGUGGUUAUGACUAGGAUGGUUAGAUCGAGCAUCAGGGGAUGAUUCAACGUAGGUUGACCCGCUCUAUGAGGGCUUGUGGUAGUGAAAACAUCUGAGAGUGUCCUCGCAUGCAGCACUAUCCUCUAUUUCUG
Messenger RNA from Cryptococcus amylolentus CBS 6039, 686 nucleotides. RefSeq lists its product as hypothetical. The transcript is spliced from 4 exons. The record is from RefSeq and is a predicted model, not a curated record. Bases 108 to 569 code for a protein of 153 amino acids. NCBI's taxonomy places the organism in Eukaryota, Fungi, Basidiomycota, Tremellomycetes, Tremellales, Cryptococcaceae.